Carassius gibelio (silver crucian carp) is the source of this 1127-nucleotide messenger RNA. RefSeq lists its product as uncharacterized. The coding region runs from base 56 to 769 and encodes 237 amino acids. The transcript is spliced from 2 exons. NCBI's taxonomy places the organism in Eukaryota, Metazoa, Chordata, Actinopteri, Cypriniformes, Cyprinidae. The record is from RefSeq and is a predicted model, not a curated record.
UGCCCGCGGUCUGUGGAGUGGUCGCCAUCUGACAUGGCAUACCAGUUGUCUAAAGAUGCUAGCUGUGCAUCGAGCAUUGAAAUAUUUCCUCCCAGACCUGAGAGGUCACCAUGUGUUGCUCAUAGCUUCCGGUCUCCCAACCGAGGUUGUUGAGACCCCCACACUCCAAUCCAGAGCUCCCUCUACGAGGAAACUGUACGCCCUAAGGUUGAAACCCUUCUCCUCAUGGUGCAGAGACCGCCAGCUUGACCCUGUUAACUGCCCAGUUGGUACAGUUCUGGAGUUUCUCCAAGCUAGGCUCUCUGCGGGGUUAACUCACUCCACCUUAAAGGUGUACGUGGUGGCCAUAGCUGCUUACCACGUCCCUUUCAAUGGUCAGUCAGUGGGUAGACACCCCCUAGUUACACGUUUCCUCCACGGUGCGCUGAGGCUGAGACCUCCAGUACGGUCCCGUGUUCCCCCCUGGGACUUGGUUGUGGUGUUAGAGGCUCUUUGUAAAGCUCCAUUUGAGCCGAUUCAUGAAUAUUACUGGCAGGCCCCCUCUGUGGCCCCUACCUACUUAGACUUUGCCCCUGGUAUGGCCAAAGCAUUUUUAUACCCUCGAGCGGGUUACAUUCCUAAAGUUCCCUCUGUUACGCCACAACCCAUAGUACUGCAGGCCUUCUGUCCUCCUCCCUUUCGGGAGCCAGACCAGGUGAAGCUAAAUUGUAUGUGUCCAGUUCGAGGACUGGACGCAUACGUCCACAGAGCUGAUGUGGAGAAAACCUGACCAAUUGCUUGUUUGCUACGGUCCUCCUAAAAGGGUUCCCCUGCCUCUAAGCAGACCCUUAGUCGUUGGAUAGUCGAAGCUGUCAAUGAGUCCUAUGAGUCCUCUGGUCUUCCCCCUCCUUUGGGGGCCAAGGCUCACUCUACUCGGGGUAUGGCGGCCUCCAAGGCCUUCUCAGCAGGUGUGUCCCUCUUGGACAUCUGCAACGCUGCGGGAUGGUCCACGCCUUCUACAUUUGUCAGAUUCUACGAUCUUGAUAUGCGAGCCACUCCGGGCUCUUCUGUUCUCUCGCCUCAGCUGUGCUCUUCGGAUACACACUAGGCAGGGAUUUGGUAGUCUGGCAGCGUGGUCAUGUCGUUCC